This is a messenger RNA of Macrobrachium nipponense, 6642 nucleotides long. RefSeq lists its product as uncharacterized. Lineage: Eukaryota; Metazoa; Arthropoda; Malacostraca; Decapoda; Palaemonidae. The transcript has 2 exons. The record is from RefSeq and is a predicted model, not a curated record. Bases 5479 to 6345 code for a protein of 288 amino acids.
ACUUACUGUUAUAUUGUUAACUGUUUAUAACAUAAACUGAAUAAACAUAAAUGAUUAAAAUUAAGAUAAAAUAUCAAUAAAAUGUGAUAAUAUGGUUAAUUAGACAAAGUUUUGUAAUGAAAAUUUUAAAAUUUUUAAAAUGAUAAUUCUAGCGCAUUUGGUUAUAUAGGCCAAAGUGUUAAUUCUCAGUGAUUGUAAAUAAUUAAAUCUUAAUAUCCAGCACCCUUAGAGAAGAAUGUAAAUAAACGACAAUGAACAAAAUUGUGUUUCAUACAUAAACAAAACUGUUUUCAAUCAUGGAAAUUAAGGGGAAAUAAAAUGUUCAUUUUGGUGGGGGGAGGGGGAGCAAUUAUCACAUUUGAAAAGGGGUGGAAAAAAAUCAUCUCACCAUAAUAUAUUCAUAAUCCUCUCUAGUGAAGUCUAUAUAGUCUCUCCAUGAAAUGUAUUGGGAUGUUUUCAUUCUGUGUAUGAAAGAACGCUUGCAUGUUCAUGUGCUGUCCCUAGUUUUACCAAAAAAAAAGAAUCUAUCUAUAUAUAUUAUAAGCUAUUACGCGUGUAGCUGAACGCAUCUCUCUUCUUGUUUUCAAUAUACAAUGGUGUUGAUCCUCAAUAUAUAAAAAAAAAAAAAUUGUAGCUGUAGCCCUCGUCCUUUUCCCAGAUUUAAAUACAAAUAGAUAUAAAUCCCCACAAAGGCCUCGUUUCAAAAUUCACAAGCUUUAAUCUCUCGAGCUAAAUGUUGAGUCAAAUUCAAUUGGAAUUCAGUGUUGAUCACUGCAUAAAUAUACUGGCAACUGAAUCACUAUAGCAUCGAGGUGAUCCUUCUUUGUCAUUUCUACACGAGUGCUGUAAAGUAAACAUUGGAUUUGUUCAAAAUCUUCCCAUACCUUUUCUCGCACUAAUGCCUCAAAAUUUGUUCAUUGUUCCUAUCUGGCUUCAUCACCUCAUUCCUGACCAGUACCAAUCCUCCCUCCUCAUACAGUAAGCCACACAUCUUUAUAUAUAAUAUAUAUUAGGAUCAAACCCCAUUUCCCUAGGUACAGUUUAGAAAGCAACUGUCGUUAUCAUGAUGUUUCAAAGUUUAUGAUUACAGGUUUGAAUGCCCAGUGAAAGAAAAAUAAUAGAGGUAAACCUUUCAUAUUAUAAGCACUGAUCAUACAAAACUUUUAGACAGUCUCUUCGUAUGGCUUCUAAAAACUGACUUAGUUUCCCUUCAGUAGUGUUCUUAUUAAGUGUAUGUUAGAAUUAACCACUCGCAGGCUUCCUCUGUACAGACUGAAUUCAUUGGCUUCUCCAACAGCCAGAUCUAUCUAUCUCUCUCUAGCAGUGUUGUUGUUCUCAUACUCUAGUUUGGUCUCCCGUAGCUUCCAAAGUCUCUAUUGACAUUUGCUCGUUGUAUAUCUCUUAGUGCAACAGACUUUGUGCUUUCCUGGUAAUCUGACAUUUAUCCCAUUCGAUUCUAUACAUUCAUAGCAGUUGUUCCUGUCAUUGCUUUUAUAUAUAUCUCUCUAUUUUUUUCUAUAUAUAUAUUUACCCAUAAGCGUUCACAGGUAAGAUUUAAUAUCUAUCUGCUUCUAGAUAUGACUGUUAGAUAUAAUGGAACCUUUAGAUAUACAUUCCUGGUAUGCUGCCCAACAUUAUGAUAAAAUAACCACAAAAUGAUAUCUUGACUAAUUUAUAUGUUUUCAGAAGUUGAUCAUGUACUUGUAUAUUUCACUGUACUGACCCUUCCUGUGAGGGAUGUAAAACCUUAUCUGAGGCAUGUUGUUGAAUAUCUGAAAAAAAAAAACUAUUUGUUGAACCUCUGAACUUCUCUGUAGCACAUUCAAAGUGUGCUAUAAGAUGAAUGAUGGCCACGGCUCUCAGCGUUUUGCCAAGAGAGAAAGAGAUGGAGAGACAGAGAGAAUGAGAGAGAGAGAAAAAGAGAUAACUCCAGUAUUUCUCGUCUUGGCUAAUCCAAACCUGGAGUCUGUGGCCAGUGUAGGAAAUAUAUAUAUAUAUUCACGUUUUAAUCUUAUGUGUACCAUGUGAAUAGCAACACGAGAAUGUUAUUUUUUUGUGUUGGAACAAACACCUCUACAUACAAACAAGAAAAUAUCUUUUUAUAUUUAUGCUUGCUUUUCUGUUGUUGUGGUUUCUUACCUGCUUGUCUCAUAUUGCAGGAGUAGGCUAUUUCUGUGUGUCUCAGUGUGCAAUAAAAAAAACAUAUUAUAUAUACAUAUCUCCGGUUGCUGUUGUUUUCGAUGUGUCUGUUUUUUUAUAUUACUCAGUUUUACAGCGUCUUUUGUCGGUGUAUACAAAGCAUGUAGUUGUGGUGUGGGAAUUGGUGUGUUUUAUAUAUAUAUAAAUUUGGUGUUUCUGGUGUUGUCAAGCAUAAAUUCAAGAGGAUGGGGGGGAAAGAAGACAGCAUCUGGGUAUGCCCUCCUUUUUCCCUCCCAUCUUCCCAAGAUAGCUUCUUUGGAAAAAAAAAAAGUUGCGGCAAAUGAAAUGAAUCUAAACAAAGCCAGAACUAUUACAGCAUCCAUACAAUGCUUUCUCAAGUUGUCCACAUGGAAAGUACCCAAAUAUGCUUAGGGAUCUCAUGAUCUUUCUGUGCAAUACAGAAAGACAGGUUUGCAAUUCAUGUUGUCUCAUAAAAGUAACUCCUCAGAAUAAUAUUGCUUUUCAGUGGAAAUAAACAAGAAAAUUUUUUCACAGCUUUUGUAAAAUCUUACACAGAUGAGAUAGGUUAAGUUAAUUUAGGUCAGUUUAGUAGGUUAGGCUUGGUCCUAUAUAGUUAAGAUAAAGCACUACAUCUAUUGCUAGUGAUACAUAAACUGCAUCGUAUUGUAUUUAACAUAAAUUCACAAAACAAUGUAUCUAAAGAAACUGUUUUCAUUAUACUCGUACCUACACACCAUUACAAAGUAUCAGUCAUUUCAACGUAUCUAAUGAAUUCACUUUUAAUAUCUUAAUAGGAUAUUUAAUAUAUUUAUAAGGUAUCGAAAUAAGUAUAAUGAUAAUGGUCACUCUUGUCUACUGUACAUAAUGUUUUGCUAAGCUAUGGAUGCAAAGUGGUUCUCAAACCUUUUUAAUAUAUCUUUCCACUUCUUUUUUAUAUAUAUUUUCUUGUAAGUGUAUCAUUAUGCAUAAAAUUUUCUCUUAGAAUGUGGCUUGGAAUAAUAUAAACUUUUUGUUUUUGUUUUUUUUAACUGAAUCAUGAUGUCAAUUUUUUUUAUUGUCUGCAGGUAUUGCUUAUGAUACUUCUCCAAUUUUUGCAACCCCAGAGCUUGUUAGAUUCUUGCCUCAGAUUUUUUGGAUAUGCUUAAUUUGAAAUUACGAUUUCUCCUAAUGCCAACCGUGCUUGCAUUCCAUAUACUUUUUAAGACGAAAUACCACUCCCAGACCUUCCUUUGCUUGACUGCUACUUGAUUCUGGCAUAUCUGUUGCUGGUCUUGCGAUGAUUUACCCGAGUGCUCUAAAAAAGCACUCAAUACGUUGCCAAGGGUCUUACCUAUUAUUGUAGUUCAUGGUUGGUAUUCAUAAUCACACGUUAUUGUCUACUGACGAUUUUUUUGGGAGAGGCAUUGUAGAACUCUUUAGAAAACUGGAGUUUCAUUUGUGCAUAUUUCAAGGUUAAAUAUGAAAAUUCUAGGUAAGGCCAUAAUUGGCAUCAAUAUUAUUGUUUUUCAUAUAAAUGUUCAUUGUGCAUUGGCAAUAUAGAAAAUGAGUGCUUCAAUGAAUCAAUUGUUCCUUAGCUCGACCAACAUUAUUCUUUCUCAAUGUGCUUACCCUCAGGCUUUCAGCGUUUUUUGGUAUAUAUACAUGUAUGUCCCCUCAUGCUGUGCUAACUAGCAAUAUUUUACCAAUGAUGCCUCUCCAACGCAUCAGAUAUUUUUAUAGAUAUUUUUCCCAAGCUCAGUUUCCCAGUGUCUGUCCCCUGGCUUUAUGAUAUUACUGAUAUUCUCGGUGUUAUUCCUUUCAUCAAUGUGCUUCUGCCAAGCAAAGUAUAUCAAAAGCUGAAAUUAAAAAAUAGGUCAGGAAAUUCACGAGUAUGAACUUCUGAUAAUCAUUUUCUCGCUUUCAUUUUUACCUUAGUCAAUAAGACUAUGCUAAAAAACAGGAUAAAAUUAUACAACUACCAAAAUGCUGAAUGUAGAAAUCAUUGGCAUUUGUAAAUCUAAUUACAGCAGUUUUAUUUUCAAGAGUUUCAAGACAAAUGAGUCCUUUGAGGAAUAUAGCACACACCCAGACAUUUUUAAGAUGGUUCAUUCCUAGUGGGUUAAUGAUAGAUAUAUUCAUUUGCAUAUUGGUAGAUGAGAUUUUUCGAACUUCCUGCAUAACUUGAUUCUAACAAAUCAGAUCACACGCAAGGCCAAGUUACUGAACAUGGAAAGUCAAAGGUUAAAUCCCCAUCCUGUUUACCUUUUGGAAUCUGAAAGAAGUGUCAAAAAAAGACGUCUAAGUCCACCCUGUUUUUAAAUCGACAGCUUUUGGUAUAUUUCCCGGCUACGUUUCUGACAUGUCGAAAAGAUAUUUGUGUUGCAUAUAAAUGUUUCGUCUAUUCUGUAAGGAACGGAAGUCUUGCUGAUGCUUGCUCUGAGUGUUAUCUUUAUCUAUAUUCAUAGAUAUAUAUCAAUAUACAGCUUCUUCCACAGUGACUUGGCGACAGAGUGUAUGAUUGGACUGUUUAUUUGGGAUAAAAAAAGUCAAUGAGUUCUUCAGGAAAUAUCUAUGUUUCUUAAAAACACCAGCAAUUAUUGUGAAAUUAUCUAACCAUAGGCUGCAUUUGACAGGCUACUUCUCCUAAGCAUAGACGAGCAAACAAAAUUGAAAGUCAUUUUUUUAAAUAAAAUAAAUUUCUUUAAUCAAACAAAUAAAAAAAAUGAAUGUUAAAUGAUUGCAAAUGCACAAAAAACAAUUAAAUAUCACCUCUGCCUUCUACAUAGAAUAAUUAUAAUGCAAAACAAAAGAAUUAAGGUCGAUUUCCAAAAAUCAUCAGAAAGCUUUUCAAUUCCCAGGACCUUUUUAUGCCCAUAUGCAGCUUACGGUUAGACCUUAAACUUCUUGAUGCUUCUUUUAUGUUCGUAAAUACAGACACUGUUUUGAUACACACGCACUGUGAUGGCAAACCAGCGAAGGGCUGAACAUAUGUAACAUUUUCUAACGGAUCACACGUUCUUGUAUGUAAAUCAGGCCAGUGAGCAAAUUCUCGAAUUCUGUACUCAGUGGAUACAACAAGUUCUGUAGCUACUGAGUACUAAUUUUUAAAUCGUUUGAGACAAUUCAUUUUUAACAUCAGAAGUUGCAGAUAUGAUAUCCAUCAGCCUUACAAUGGUUUUAGAUUAUUCCAAAUUCUGGAACAUCUACUCCAAAAUCUCAGAACCACCCUCACGGUUUGCCAUGACCUUGAACACCCAACAAUGCUGACCUCAAACGCUUAGAGACGUAUGACCACUUCCUAAAGGCAGUGCUUGGGUUAGACUCCCUGUCCCCACCAGCAUGGUACUUAGUGCUCAUAUCUCAACAGGUUUGCCGGCCAGUUGUGCAAGAGGAGGGAAGGCAGCCAAGGGGGGUGCUGGGGGGUACGGGGUCAACCCCCUUGGCAACAAUGCAGCAGCUCGUGAAAUCACCUGGGAAGAUUUUGUUUUGGCGAGCCAGCUAUCUGCUCUGUGUUUCGGAGCACUCUUCGCCCUGUGCAUCGUAGCCUGCUGCGCGUACAAGAUCUGCGGUCCUGCUGAGGACAUCGACUGGUCCUACAGAUAUUCCGUGUUCAAGCCACCCCCGCCACUGCCACCUGAGCUUCUGGAUGAAAUCUACACUGUGCCAGCUCCAGACAGUGUAUCCAAGCAUUCCAACACUGACGUCCAAACACCAAAAACCCCAAAACACUCCAGAACCAGUCUCACGUCGCAACGCUAUAACGACACCCCGACGGACAUAGAGAGUGUAUACGAGAGCGACCGACCCACGGUUGCGUCAGUUAGCCUGGAGUCAGUAAUCGAUCACAGAUGUGCAAACAUUCGUCAGAGUCAGUUACCUAAUGGGAGGUCCCUAGCCCAUUCCUUAGGGAGCAUAACUCCAGCCAAACCUCACAGAUCAAUUUCCAUUCAGAAUAAUCUAUCUGCUUGUAGAACUCCAAGGCUGCUGAGCUUUGGGUCUAUGUUAGAAGGGAGACCGAGACUCCUGACUCUCUCAGCUCUGACAUCAUCCAGAGCAGUGAAGGAAGUGACGGGUCGAAAUUUAGCCAACAGGCUAGCAGCCCACGACCAGCACGGGUCUACGCUAGACUUAGCCAGGGCAGCGGCCUGCUCUGUUCCUAGCCUUGCUUCAAGGUCAUUCUCAGACCCACACACGAACAGAAUAUAAGAAUGAAAGGAAAAUGGAGCAUAUGAUAUCCUCAGUAAGAAAUACUAUAAACUUUGAACACUAAACAGGAUGUCAGCCCUCAGCGAUGCUCAAUCUAGGUGCUUACCAAUCUCCUGGCCAGUAACUAAGCCAAAACUAGUGCCUCAUUUCAGAAGGAAAUCACUGUCAAGAUGCAAUUGCAUUUACAUCAUGUCACUGUUCCUAGCGAACGGGAGUGAGUGCUAAGUCUGAAAAGUGUUUAGCACCUUUAUCUAUUUGCAGACAUUUAACAAUAUAUAUAUAUAUAUAUAUAUAUAU